AUGGACGAUCAUGCGGAGGAUGAGAGGCAGAUCACAUGCAAGCUGACCUCCAAGCUGCCCAGCCCAUACCGGGUGCCGCCGGAGCCCCUGGCGCUCCCGUCCUCGCUCACGCGGCUGGGCCUCAGCCAGGUCGUCAACCACCUCCUCGCGCUCGAGGAGCCCCACCCGUUCGACUUCCUCAUCAACGGGGCCCUCCUGCGUCAGCCGCUUGGGGCGUUUCUGCGCGAGCACGAGAUCUCCGCGGAGGCCACGCUGACCAUCGAGUACAUCCCCGCGAUCAAGCCGCCCCAGAGCUCCCACGCGGAGCCCCACGACGACUGGGUCGCUGCGGUGGCGGUGGUGGACGGUGCGGACGCGCCGGGCAGCGGGCGGCGCUCGAAUCCGCACGUGAUCGUGUCCGGCGCGUACGACGGCAUCGUGAGGACGUGGUCGUACGGCGCGGGGGUCGCGGGGCGGUGCCUCGCGGCGCACACGUCGCACGACGGGCCGGUCUCGGGGGUGUGUGUGCACGGCGGGGGGGGGGUCGGGUCGUUCGUGGUGUCGGCGGGCAAGGACGGGCGGCUGGUCGGGCACGGAAUGGACAGCCACGGGGUGCUCUCGGCGCAGGUGGCGUACGAGGGGCACGCGGACGCUGUGGACUGCGUGGCGGCGAGUCCCGGGGGGGAGUCUGUGGUGUCAGGCGGGUGGGACGGCGCGGUGCGCGUGUGGGCGGCGCCGGAGCGCGCCGCGCGGGACGCCGAGCGCCAGGACGGCGACGACGCGGAGGACGAGGCGCCGAAGAAGAAGAAGAAGCGAUCGGGGCGGAACGGCGCAGGCGACGCGGCGCUGCCUGUGCUGCGGUCGCACCAGGCGCUCGAGAAGCACUCGCAGUGCGUGUCCGGCGUCGCGUGGGCGUCGCCGUCGUCGCUGGUGUCGUGCUCGUGGGACCACGCGGCCCGGAUCUGGGACGCGGAGACCGGGGCGUGCGUCGACACGCUGAACGGUGCGAAAGCGCUCUUCAGCGUAUCCGUCGCGGAGGACGGGCGCGCCGUGGCGCUCGCGGGCGCGGACAAGGCGUGGCGGCUCUGGGACCCGCGCGCGCGGAGCCCGGACGGCUCGGUGGUGCUCAAGGCGUUCCACAGUCACAAGGCAUGGGUGGCGGGAAUUGCUUUUUGCGCACAGUCGCCGCACCACCUUGCGACGGCGUCGCACGACGGGACCGUGAAGAUCUGGGACCUGCGCGCGGUCGUGCCGCUCGCGACGGUCGAGGCGCACGAGGACAAGGCGCUGUGCGUGGCGUGGCUGGGCGGGAGUGCGGUGGUGAGCGGCGGCGCGGACUGCCGGCUGGCAAUCCACGAGGUGGGGCUCGCGGGCGCUCUCGGCGAUACGGGCGGGUGA
This is a messenger RNA of Pedinophyceae sp. YPF-701, 1377 nucleotides long. NCBI's taxonomy places the organism in Eukaryota, Viridiplantae, Chlorophyta, Pedinophyceae. The record is from the annotation of a GenBank genome assembly.